Molecule: messenger RNA, 2119 nt
Organism: Dipodomys spectabilis (banner-tailed kangaroo rat)
Lineage: Eukaryota; Metazoa; Chordata; Mammalia; Rodentia; Heteromyidae
Gene: Id4
Product: inhibitor of DNA binding 4, HLH protein
Exons: 3
Coding region: 83-568 (161 amino acids)
Biological process (GO): cell differentiation; negative regulation of transcription by RNA polymerase II; circadian regulation of gene expression
Cellular component (GO): cytoplasm; nucleus
Molecular function (GO): protein dimerization activity; transcription regulator activity
Source: RefSeq, a predicted model, not a curated record
GGGACCCGGAGCUUGCCUUGCCUUCUCCGCACACCCCAGCGGGUCCGCUCCGGCAGGGCGCAGGGCGCAGGGCGCGCGCGCGAUGAAGGCAGUGAGCCCGGUGCGCCCCUCGGGCCGCAAGGCGCCGUCGGGCUGCGGCGGCGGGGAGCUGGCGCUGCGCUGCCUGGCGGAGCACGGCCACAGCCUGGGCGGCUCGGCGGCGGCGGCGGCGGCGGCGGCGGCCGCGCGCUGCAAGGCGGCCGAGGCGGCGGCCGACGAGCCGGCGCUGUGCCUGCAGUGCGAUAUGAACGAUUGCUACAGCCGCCUGCGGAGGCUGGUGCCCACCAUCCCGCCCAACAAGAAAGUCAGCAAAGUGGAGAUCCUGCAGCACGUUAUCGACUACAUCCUGGACCUGCAGCUGGCGUUGGAGACGCACCCGGCUCUGCUGAGACAGCCGCCACCGCCCGCGCCGCCGCACCACCCGGCCGGGACUUGUCCCACCGCCGUGCCACCGCGGACCCCGCUCACCGCGCUCAACACCGACCCGGCCGGCGCCGUGAACAAGGGCGACAGCAUUCUGUGCCGCUGAGCCGCGCGGUCCAGGUGUGCGGCCGCCUGAGCCUCAGCCAGGAGCCCUAGAGAGGGAGGGGAAGAGCAGAAGUUUAGAGAAAAAGCCACCGGAGAAAGGGGAAGGAGAGAGGAAAAAAAAAUCAGCAAAUCUAGAAACGUUUUCACUCGUCAUUCCAAGAGAGAGGGAGAGGAAGGAAAAAAGAAAUUUUAAAAAACUUUCAUCUUUUUCUUUUGCACGUUCAUAAACAUUCUACAUUCGUAUUCUCUUUUGUCUGUUCACUUAUAACCGCUGUGAAUUGUACAUUUCUGUGUCUCUGGAGGUGCAGUUAAAGUUUUAAGCGUAAAGCGUGACAGGACUGAUAAAUAGAAGAUCACGAAUAAUCCGACCUUAGAAGGCUAUUUUGUGACCAAGGAGCUCAAUUUUUGUUUUGAAGCUUUACUAAUAUACCAGAGCAUUGUAGAUAUUUCUCCUUUUUUCCACCCCUUUUGACAUCUAUUGUUUAAAAUAGAUGAUUAUAACAGGGCGAGGAACUUUCUUUUCCCUACAAGAAUGUUACAUAUUGUAUAGAUAACGGAGUGACAUUUCAUACCAUGUAUAUAGAGAGAUGUUCUAUAAGUGUGAGAAAUUAUAUGCUUUAAUAGACUACUGUAAUUAUAAGAUAUUUUUAAUUAAAUAUUUUUUGUAAAUAUUAUGCGUGUGUUCUUUUUAAUCUAUGGGGAUAUUUCUUUUUGUAAUUUUUCUUUUUCUUUUCUUUUCUUUUUAAGCUUAAUGGCAGAGCUCUUGAUAUCUUGAAUGUCUUUUCUGUUUUGCUUGGCUUUUAGUAUUUCUUCUUCCCCAGUAUCCAGUAUGUCAUACUCUAACAGUUAUAGGUAGUGAUCUUGCAUGAUUGCAUGAGGUGUUGAAUCACAAAAUAAACUCGUUCUGAGUCCAUUCAAAUGUGUUUUCUUUAACCUAGAUUGAAACCUUUGUAUCUGACGUGUACAUGUUGAAAAUAGAUCUUCAUCAGUUUUAAAGUACAGGGUUUUAUAGUGUAAUAUAUAAAGAGUGUUUUGUUAUUUGUUUUGGGGGGGGGGCUGAGGUCAAAAUGGAUUCUGAAUGCUUUUACAUAAAGGAUGGAGAAAUGCUUGGAUUAGCACAGAGUUUAAAAAGUCUGCUGUUUUAUCAAAGUGGAAAAAAUGUCACUCUUCCAUUUUACAUUAAGGCAUAAUGUCAUAAAGUUUCAUAUCUGUACAGAUUGUUUGAAUCAUAGAAAUGGAAAAUGUUCUCUGCUUGCUACCAAAGGACAAACUCUUGGAAAAUGAAUAUUUUCUGCUCUUUCCUCCAAAGAAUAUUAAUAGGCACCAGUACGAGAAAAAAAAAAAAAAAGGUGUAAUUGCUAAUCCUUCAAGCAGGGAUAAAAGUCGAUCUUCAAACAUUAAGUAGACCAAAAAUUCUGAUGACCGCAUCUAGAUUAUUUUUUUAUAAAAAUGAUUUUCACUAUAGUUAUGUCAGUUACCGCUAAGCCACUGUCCAGUCCCUUGUGAUGUGUAACUUUUACAUGUGAAAAUUAAAGUAGAUUUAUCUGUCUUA